GAAUAGCACAUAACUGCCUGCAUCACCUGCCAUUCGUUGUGACUGCGUUGCAUUGCAGAGGAGGUGGACGGAAUCGAGAUGGAGGACGGGUCGGGGCGCGCGGUUGGGGGCCGGGUCGGUCCGCUGGAGGAGGGCGCCAACCUCACCCUCACCUGCCAGGGAUUCCACGGCGCCAGCAAAGUGGUAUCCUUCUCGUGGUUUCUGGAGGGCGAGGAGCUGGACACGUCGUGGGCGUCGGCCGGCGAGGGCGUCGUGGUCAACCAGCUCAAGGUCGCGGGCGUGGAGCAGCGCCACCGCGACGCCCGAGUGACCUGCCGCCUUGUCACCGUGGACGAGGGUCAGGCCAACCACCUUGCCGCCAACAUCACGGACCGGACUGCCGUCAUCGCCAUGUUCUACGUCCCGGACGCCAGGAUCACCGCGGAAGGGGGGCGCGCCCUGGGAGGAGGGGGCCGCGAGCUGAAGGAGGGGGACGGGAUCACCUUCCUCUGCUCCGUCCACGCCGACCCCCCCGUCUACAACAUCACUUGGCUCCACAAUGGGCGUGUGGUGGGCGUGGGCGGCCGCCGCUGGAUGAGAGACAACGCCUCGCUGGUGGUGUCGCCCGUGGACCGCGAGGACGCCGGCCUCUACACCUGCCUGGCCUCCAACAGGGAGGGCGACGGCCACUCCAACGCCGUCCAUGUCCGCGUCCUCCACCCCCCCUACUGCGAGGGGCCCGCCCACCGCCACAGGUUCGUCGCCACCAACACCUCCGUCACGCUCAGGUGCCAGGUGGAGGCCAACCCGCCGGACGUCACCUUCACCUGGAAGAUCGGCAUCUCGCCUCCGCAGAGCCAGCCUGAGGGCGGAGGAAACACCGCCCCUGCCACCGUGCCGCACUCUCCAGGGGAUCCGCCGUCGGAGGUUGUCCCCGCGUCAAGCUUCCUCCCGCCGGCGGAGUCCUGGGAACCCUCGCAACACCACGCGUGGGAAGUCCAGUCCGACGAAGGGAGCGCCGCCUCCGAGGUCGAGCACGACGUUGACGGCGAGCACCCCGACCGGUCCUCCGUCACCCUGACGCCCGCCACGUCCACGGUGGUGGGCUGCUACGCCAAGAACCGCGUCGGCCACAUCAGGGUCCCCUGCACCUACACGCUCACUGUUGUCGAACCGCCCAGACCGCUACACGACUGCGGCGUGGCGAUGGUGGGUGUGACCCGCAUGGUGGUGAAGUGCGAGGACCCCAUUCAUGCUCAUGACGACUCCGCCCACAACGGCCAGGUCGAACACUCGCCCAGCCUAAGCUUCGUGAGGUCGCCCGAGGCCAGCACCAAGGCCAACCUGGAGGUGUGGUCAGAAGGCGUUUUGCUGGUCAACAUGAGCGACUCCAGGCCUGUGUUCAACCUGCAUGGCCUACCGCCCUCCGCCAACCUGAGCCUGGUCCUGUACACGGCAACGCCCCACGCCCGCUCCUCGCCGCUCUACCUGGACGCCCGCACCCUACCUCGCCCCGUGUUCUACGCCCCAGCGCCGCCGCCCACCCAUCGCCAGCCCGAGCCAGGGCCGGAUACCGAGUGGGCGCUGGACGGUCUCGGCUGGAAGAUGGGCGCCGCGGUCGGGGGUGUGGGCGUGGUCGUGCUUGUGCUGGUGGCAGCGGGGAUGCGGGCGUGGGCGCGACGGCGGGCGGCAGCGACGCCUUCGGCCGACGGGAGCCUCACGCCCUCCCAGGACCAGAUCCUCCACGAGCCAAGCAUCGAGACUCAGGCCCUGGAGGAGUCCCUGAGUGACAUCCCUGGGUUGCUGAGCUGCGACUCGACCGCCAGCACGCAUACCACACCCACACACCUCAACUUGCAUGAGAGGUUCCCGCAGAUGAGGCCUUACGAGGACACUAUGGUGGGAGGCCCUUGGUUCGAGGUCAAGUAAUUCAAGAACCUGCAUAUCAAUGGACCCCAACGCACUUCUUGUGAGGCAGCCUUUCCUCCUCACUCACGUCCUGCUCUUAUCUCCUCUUCACCCGCUUCGUUUCUGUCCCAAUUACGUUUCUUUAGGUUUGUUUUUUUUAGCCCAUCUAUCGUUUGUGUUCCUCUCCGUUCGCUUUUUUUCGUGUUGCUCAGUAACUUGGGUCCAGUAUUUCUUUCGCAAGCCAUCUCUUGCAUCUGUUGUCUGUGCACAACACUCCCAUAUAUAACCCUCCACUUUUUUUGUUCUUCCUUUUCCCCCCUUCCCCUUGCCCCCUUCCGCCGGGCCCAGCUCCUCGACCCUCGACUUCGCUCUCUC
Penaeus chinensis is the source of this 2262-nucleotide messenger RNA. RefSeq lists its product as uncharacterized. Bases 79 to 1908 code for a protein of 609 amino acids. The transcript has 10 exons. NCBI's taxonomy places the organism in Eukaryota, Metazoa, Arthropoda, Malacostraca, Decapoda, Penaeidae. The record is from RefSeq and is a predicted model, not a curated record.